Messenger RNA from Clonostachys byssicola, 1128 nucleotides. The record is from the annotation of a GenBank genome assembly. NCBI's taxonomy places the organism in Eukaryota, Fungi, Ascomycota, Sordariomycetes, Hypocreales, Bionectriaceae.
AUGGAUCGCCUAGUCAAAGACCAUAGGUUCUCCCCCGAAGAACUCGCCGCGGCCAGUCCACAGCAGAUUCUUUCACGCAUGCUAUCAACAAGGUCAUUUCUUUCCUAUGAUAGCGCCCAGGGUGGUAUCUCCAAGCAACGUUCUGUUGAAAUCGGAAAAGGCCAAUGCGGCACGAUCUUCGCCCUGAAUGGCACAGAUACAGUAGCGAAAAUUCCAAACUCUACUGAAAAGGUCGACGAGCUCUUUACAGAUUUUCGGAUCCAUUACCUCGUCAUCCAAGCAAUGAAUGAAGUUGAUACUAAGCUCAGGAUGGAUAUCAAUGUUCCAGAGCUUCGCACAUGGGUGUCUCCAGCUAUUCAAGCCUUUUGGGCCCGUUAUGGAUUACGCUCUCCCCAGUAUAUAGAUGCUAAGAGCUUCGCCUUGGUCUCAGAUCGAGUAUUUCCUGUUCCUCUGCCAGUUCGAGAUGCUCUUGUGGACGUCCUUUGCCCGCCAGCGAUUCGAAAACAAAAGCAGGUUUUUCUAGCAAAGCCAGAGAAUCAAAACUGCCUUAUUCGCCUCUACCUGGGUCGUCGAGAGAUCACUAAGGCUAAGAAAAACAUUCAAAAUAUUCGACUCCAAAACUUCCCACUCCAUGUUAAUGAGAUGGAAGAUCUAGGGCUGGAUACUGGCUCAUUUGCGCAAGUCAUGGCCCAGACCCUCGCGAUUCUCCACUGGAAAGCUGGUGUUGACGGUAAUGAUGUUGAGUUCAUCCUUGGAAGCUCACCUGUGUCAACGAGAUUACCAUCACGAGCUGAGGUUAUGAGUAGUGAUAAAGAUUCUUUUGGAACUCAUUUCCGGUUUGACUUUGGUCGCCGGUCGCUCCCUCUCUGGCUGAUUGACUUUAACCAGUGCUCUACUUUUGAAGAUAACGAGGCAGGGCUCAAGAAGAUUGUUGAUGCCUUCUUCUGGAAUGAUCCAUACUACCCUCGCCCAAAUUCAACUAAUGCUCAGGAUCAGAAUCUCUGGGCUACCUUUAGCCAACGAUAUCUUGAGGUCAGCCGAACAUUCACGGAUAGUACAAGCCCAGGGGCCUUUAUCGCUCGAAUCGAAGAACGAGAUCGUAAGGGGACAGUAAGCGGGCUCUUUUAA